Acytostelium subglobosum LB1 is the source of this 1095-nucleotide messenger RNA. RefSeq lists its product as hypothetical. The annotation marks the transcript as partial. The record is from RefSeq and is a predicted model, not a curated record. The transcript is spliced from 2 exons. Gene Ontology annotation, molecular function: transmembrane monodehydroascorbate reductase activity. NCBI's taxonomy places the organism in Eukaryota, Evosea, Eumycetozoa, Acytosteliales, Acytosteliaceae.
AUGAGACAUUCAACAAUCAUAAUGUCCAUCGUGAUGGUCAGCCUGAUCUCCAUUACUUAUGCCGCAUUGACUGAUCCUAUAGUGCUCGAUCCACUGACUGGACUUCAGAUCCAAUGGGAGCUCAUGAACGAUACGAUCACCUUUGCUGUGUCUGCCAACGUGGCUUCAUGGCUCGGAAUCGGAUGGCACACCUACAAUGACAACCAACCCAAGGCAAUGGUCGGCGUCGACUUUGCCGUGGCAACAUUCGAGCCCACUGUCACCGUCACAGACAUGGUGUCGACCCCCGGUGGCGGCCCACCCCCCAUCCCCGACACCAGCAUCAAGGUCAACGGCACCAAUGACAUCCUGUCCUUCUCUGGCUACCAGACCGCCGACUACUCCUUCUUCAUCUUCACCCGCAAGCUCGUCACUGGUGAUGUGCACGGAGACAAUGAUAUUGUUGUGGGACCUGCCGGCCUCGACCUUGUCUGGGCACACGGCGAAAAUAACACCUUUGCCUUCCACGGCAUUGGUCAUGCCGGCCGCGUCAAGCUGGACCUAGUAGCACACACCGCCGAAAACGAUCUCGAGGUCUUUAUCGGUUAUCACAUUGGCUUCAUGUUCUUCACGUUUGGUGUCAUCAUGCCAUUCGGUAUAUUUAUUGCUCGCUUCCUGCGUCAGUCGCAUGCCUGGUGGUUCCCCGUCCACAUGAUCACGCUGUUCACUGGCGUCGUCUUCUCCAUCAUUGGUCUGGGCAUGGCCAUCAAGCAUUGUGGCGGCCUUGAGAUGUCGUCUAACCAUGCCAUCAUGGGUAUCACGACACUGGUGCUGUUCUUUGUCACCGUCAUCAUGGGCUCCACGUCGCACCUCAUGUAUGAUCCAAACCGUACCAAGACUCCCCUGUUCCCAGACAUCAUCCAUCACUUUGGCGGUCGCAUCACCCAAAUAUUUGGCUUUGUCACCAUCAUUCUAGGUAUGCUACUCUAUGGCGUACCACAAGGAAUCAUCGUAGUCUUUGGCUUCCUCUUUGCCUUCUAUAUCAUCAUCUUCCUUUUCAUCGAGUGGUACCAAUGGAGGUUUCCACACAGCCAACAAGUGUACCAUACAGUCAAC